This is a messenger RNA of Sardina pilchardus (European sardine), 3316 nucleotides long. It is a transcript of the gene cherp, whose product is annotated as calcium homeostasis endoplasmic reticulum protein. The record is from RefSeq and is a predicted model, not a curated record. Gene Ontology annotation, cellular component: perinuclear region of cytoplasm. The transcript is spliced from 19 exons. Gene Ontology annotation, biological process: intracellular calcium ion homeostasis; RNA processing. Gene Ontology annotation, molecular function: RNA binding. Bases 156 to 2951 code for a protein of 931 amino acids. NCBI's taxonomy places the organism in Eukaryota, Metazoa, Chordata, Actinopteri, Clupeiformes, Clupeidae.
GAAGUUGAAGAAAUACAGCGCCCGUGUCCAAAUAUAACACGAAUUUGCCUAUGUUUUAACUUACAGGUGUACCUUUUUGGUACACGUGAUAUUUUUUUUUGUCAAUUUCUCACUGUCUGCAGAUACCAUUGCUUUAGUCUGCUUGAUACAUCAUCAUGGAUAUUUCGACACCUCCAGAAGACCAAGAGCUGAGAAAUGUCAUCGACAAACUGGCUCAGUUUGUUGCUCGCAAUGGUCCCGAAUUUGAAAAGAUGACGAUGGAGAAACAAAAGGAUAAUCAUAAAUUUUCUUUCCUAUUCGGGGGAGAGUUCUUUGGAUACUACAAGUACAAACUCGCCAUUGAACAGCAACAGCAUUCUUCCACACACGAGUGUGACGAGUAUAAAUUGGAAGUGAUGUGCAAACCACCUGGGAAGGAGAUCCCAGACGUGCCCCCGCCUAUAACCAUGCUGCCUCCGCCGCCCAUCCCUCCGGCCACCCCUGCAGUGGACGACCUGAUCCAGCAGAGCACGUGGAACCUGCAGCAACAGGAGCAGCACCUCAACACACUCAGACAGGAGCAAGUGACUGCGGCCAUUACUUUAGCAAUGGAGCAGCAGACACAGAAGCUGCUUGCUGACACUCAGCUGGAUGUUGGGGAGUUUGACAGCCUUCUACAGCCGAUCAUCGACACCUGCACAAAAGAUGCCAUCUCCGCUGGUAAAAACUGGAUGUUCAAUAACGCCAAGUCCCCUCCACACUGCGAGCUAAUGUGCUCCCACCUCCGCAAUCGCAUCACGGCAGAGAUGGCCCACUUCGAGCUGCGCCUCCACCUCAUCUACCUGACCAAUGACGUCCUCCAUCAUUGUCAGAGGAAGCAGCAGCGAGAUCUACUGGCUGCGAUUCAGAAGGUGGUGGUGCCCAUCUACUGCACAAGCUUCCUGGCGGUGGAGGAGGACAAACAGCAGAAAAUUACACGGUUACUGCAGCUGUGGGAGAAGAACGGCUAUUUUGAUGACAUCACCAUCCAGCAGCUCAAAAACCCAGCUGUGGGGCUGGGUCAGUACCAGGCGUCGCUCAUCACGGAGUACGCCGCCGUGGUGCAGCCCGUCCAGCUGGCCUUCCAGCAGCAGAUCCAGACGCUCAAGACGCAGCACGACGAGUUCAUCGCCAACCUCAAGCAGCAGCAGACGGUUGCCGUGGCAGCGGCCGCCGCAGCAGUCGGCCAGCUGGCGCCAGCGGACGGGGAAGUGAAGUCACAAGGAGCGCCGCUGUCCUCCCAGCCAGGUGACCCACUCAGACUAACGGAGGGGUUUUACACAGGUGAGGGUAAGCCCCCUAUGGCGGGCCCACCUCCAGGAGAUUAUGACGGUACUCCCACCCGACUCCCAGACUCCUCCAAUCCCAGCGGCCCCUCGGACAUCCCAUCCUCCAAGCCCGGCUGGUUCGAACCCCAGCACAACAUGCCAGCCUGGAACCCCCAGCAGCCCCCUCCCUUCGACCCCACUCAGGCCCCCCCGCCAUGUCCUCCGUGGAAUAGCCACGAGGGCAUGUGGAACGAGCAGAGGGACCCCAGCUGGAGUGGCCCUCGCGACGGCGGAGGUGGCGGCGGCGGCGGUGGUGGCGGCCCGUGGAGUGGCCAGUCGGAGCCCCCUCCCUCCUGGAGCGGCCAGUACGACCAGCCGCCCUGGAGCAACCAGCCGGAUCAGCCCCCCUGGGGCCAGAGGGAGCCCCCGUUCAGGAUGCAGCGGCCGCCGCACUUCCGAGGCCCCUUCCCGCCGCACCAGCAGCCGCCGCCCUUCAACCAGCCCCCUCCCCCGCACAACUUUGGCCGUUUCCCGCCGCGGUUCAUGCAGGAUGACUUCCCGCCACGUCACCACUUUGAUAGACCCCCGUACCCCCCACACCGCUUUGACUACCCUCAAGGAGACUUCCCAGGAGACAUCGGGCCGCCGCCUCAUCACCACCCGAGUCAGAGGAUUCCGCCUCCAGGAAUGGCCGAGCAUCCGCCGUGGGGCGGCAACCAGCACCCGGACUUCGGUCCCCCGCCCCACGGCUUCAACGGCCAGUCACCCCACAUGAGACGCCCGGCUCCCGCACACGUCAGCCAGGACGACCCCAGUCUGGUACCCAACGUCCCCUACUUCGACCUGCCAGCAGGCCUGAUGGCUCCGUUAGUUAAGCUAGAAGACCAUGACUACAAGGCUCUGGAUCCCAAAGACAUCCGCCUCCCACCACCCAUGCCUCCCAGUGAGCGGCUACUGGCUGCAGUGGAGGCCUUCUACAGCCCCCCGUCGCACGACAGACCCAGAAACAGUGAGGGGUGGGAACAAAAUGGCCUUUAUGAGUUCUUCAGAGCGAAGAUGAGGGCACGGCGGAAAAAGGAACAGGAGAAACGCAACAGCAUGCGAGCCAGCCGUUCCCGCAGUCGCUCUCGCAGCAGGGGGCGGUCUUCGUCACGUUCUAGUUCUAGGUCUUCCAAGUCUUCGCGGUCCUAUUCCAGGUCCAGGUCUCGGUCCCGUUCCAGAUCCUACUCUCGGUCCAGAUCCAGAAGCAGGAGCCGAUCACGGUCGUCACGCAGUCGCUCGCGGUCCCGAUCUCGCUCCAGGUCACCGGACAAGAAACGCCACGAAAAGUCUCGCAGCCCUACUCCCCCCUCAACGUCUGGGCUGGGUACGGGGUCAUCUGUGCCCAUUGACCUGCGGCUUGGAGAGGAGAACAAGGGACACCAGAUGCUCAUGAAGAUGGGCUGGAGUGGAUCUGGAGGACUUGGAGCCAAAGAGCAGGGCAUCCAAGACCCCAUCAAAGGUGGAGAUGUGCGGGACAGGUGGGACCAGUACAAGGGUGUCGGGGUAUCGCUGGACGACCCUUAUGAGAACUACCGCAGGAACAAAAGCUACAAUUUUGUGGCCCGUAUGAAAGCCAGAGAAGAGGUGAACCGGGAACCGCCGGAGCCUGCACCAGCAGAAUGAUGAAAAUCGACAAUUUAAAACCCCAUCCAUUUUUUUUUUAAGAAACCUGAACACUGGUUAUGGCUGUCAUUCUUGAAUGUCCUCCCUUUCUUGCUCUUGUACUGAAUGACAAGGAACUUGUGUAAAAAAAAAUCAGACUUUUGUGUUGUAGUGUUCUGUUUUCUAGUUAAAAGCUGUAGUGGAAAGAAGGCAUUUUAAACCCAUGUAUUCACAUCAGGAUUUCACUCCAGUAAUUCCACAAAACGAAAAAUAAAAAAAAAUAUUUUUAAAAUCAUGGAUCAUAUUGUGUUGCCAGUUGUUCACAGGAAUUAAACAUUGAAAUUGAAAAUACACGAGUUUAUAAUAAAACCUUUUAAUGGCACAAA